Molecule: messenger RNA, 2261 nt
Organism: Etheostoma cragini (Arkansas darter)
Lineage: Eukaryota; Metazoa; Chordata; Actinopteri; Perciformes; Percidae
Product: mucin-13-like
Exons: 12
Coding region: 87-1685 (532 amino acids)
Biological process (GO): cell-cell junction assembly
Source: RefSeq, a predicted model, not a curated record
ACUUCUGACCACUGAAGUCUCAUCCACUCAUAGCACGCUCUGGCUUUCUCUCUUGUGGUGAAGUUUUGACAGCAAGUUAUUUUCCAAUGGCUCAAAAAUUCAAACUCCUCUCUGUUCUUUUGUUAAUUUUAGCCUGUCUGGCUUAUACACCACCUUCAGAAGCUACCACCACUACACCACCUUCAGAAGCUGUCAACAUUGGACUACCUUUAGAAGCUAAUACCACUACACCACCUUCAGGACCUAGUACCACUACACCACCUUCAGUUGCUAACACCACUACACCACCUUCAGAAGCUAAUACCACUACACCACCUUCAGUUGCCAACACCACUACACCACCUUCAGAAGCUAAUACCACUACACCACCUUCAGAAGUUACCAACACUACAAAACCUGCAGAAGUUACCACGCCAACAGCAGAUCCGGCUGGUCCAUCCACAACACCAACACCUACUGCAACAACAACACCAGCUCCUACAACAACAAAGCUUCCUGACCCUUGUUUUGGAAACACAUGUGGCGAUGGGAGCACCUGUGCGCCUCGUUUCAAUCAAAGCUAUGCAUGCUUGUGCUUGGCUGGUGAGAACUACAAUAAUGAAAGCAGAAGAUGUGAGAGUGCCAAAGUUUUCCCUGGACAACUCACCCUGGCUGGAUUCAUUUACAAUGAAAAAAUGUCUGACAUUACAUCACAAGAAUUUGAAGUUGUCUCAAAAACUAUUACUGAAGAGCUGUUGAAUGUUUUCAAAGGCUCUGUGGGUUACUCUACAUCUAUAGUGUUAGCACUCGGGCCCACUAAAACCAGUAAAGUUUGGUCAAGGUCUGAGACAGGGGUCAGAGCAGAUGUAGAGAUCAUCUUCUCAGAACAGGCUGAAAUCACAACAGCACAAGUUGCAGAGACGAUGAAAACAGCCAGCAGUGGAGACGGUGUUCUGGAAGGUGCAGUUUUUGAAGGUACAGACCUGUGUGAGAAGAAGCCCUGUGAUGAGAGCAGUACAACGUGCAAAUGGACAGAUGGAUCGUUUACCUGCACCUGUUUGAACAAUUACAUUGAAACGGACUUCACUACCAAACUGUGUGUUGCUUGUCCCAGCGGUCAACAAGCUGAGGGUUCCAAAAAAUGUGUCAAUUGUCCAUUUGGUUAUUCUGGUUUUAACUGCAGUGAAUCAUGGAAGCUGGUGCUGGUAAUCGUUGGCUCUGUGCUCGGGGGACUGCUGCUCAUCACACUCAUUCUUCUGCCUAUAGUGGCACUCAAAUCCUCAAAGAAAAGCUCCAAGAUGGACAAAAAUGCAGAUAUUGGGAAGCCUUACAUUAGCCACCCUCCUGCCAAUAAACCAUUGGUUAACAGCAGCUUCGCCAACAGCCAGGCGACCUCUGUUAACAGGCAAGCCAACGGCCUGUCAGCCUUUGCCAAUGCUGGGGUGCCCAGGAUCCCACGGGCCACAACCACCAGCUGGGACAGCAGGCCCGACCUGGAGAUGUCUCCAAACACCAGCCGGCAAAACUUGAUCCCUGUGGGGAGGAACUCUCGUUACUACGACGACCAUGAUGACAACCAGUAUGCUCAGGCUCCCUCCCGGACUAACCCCUAUGCCCAGAAUCGACCUGAGAUCAACCCAUAUGCUCAGAACCAAGGCAACAGCAAUCCUUACUACAUGCACGACGAUGAAAGACGGUUGAAUUAAUGAAGAUGAUCAAAGAUUCCUCCUGCAGUGACAUUUACCCAGAUCAAGACCUCUUCCCCCUCCCCAAAUAACUGUACACCAUUAAAACACCAUCAUGCUGAGCGUUGUGGGAAUAGAAACACAAACGUUUCAUAGGUCCUAUGCAGUAUUGUGAACGCUAUGUUGAUCCAUUAUAAGCUUUCAUAAAUCAUUCCUUUCAUUCCUUUAUUAUUCUUUGUUCAUGUUUGGGAUAUGAUCUGCACUGUAGGUCUUUAUAAAAGGUUCUUAGUAUCAUUCUUGUUAAUUAAUGAGAACAUUACUCUUUUGAGAAUGUCUAAUUGUUCAUUGAUAUUGACAGACAGAAAUGAGGAGCUGUUCGAUACCAUUGCACAGAUAAUGUCUCCCUCGUCUAUGUAUUUACAACUUCUUACCACCAUGUUUUGUUUCACUCAGAUUUUGUAAACGAGAUGAAGCUUUUUUUUUUAUGAAAUAGAAUUAAAUGACUUAUUCCUCCAAAUCAGAGCAUGUUAGGGCCCUCUAUAUAUUUCAUGUUAUUAUUUGUAUAAAUGUUUACUAAAUUGAAAUUGUUUGGUGUUU